Helobdella robusta is the source of this 735-nucleotide messenger RNA. RefSeq lists its product as hypothetical. The transcript is spliced from 8 exons. The record is from RefSeq and is a predicted model, not a curated record. The coding region runs from base 1 to 735 and encodes 244 amino acids. Lineage: Eukaryota; Metazoa; Annelida; Clitellata; Rhynchobdellida; Glossiphoniidae.
AUGGGUAGUAAGAUUGUUAACAAAUGGAAAAACAAGCAACAAUACACAACUUCCUAUGUAAAAUUACUGAGAUGCAGAGAUGCACUCGAGAAUACCGAGAAAUACCGGGAGACACACGUACAAACACCUGCUGGCAAGCGCCGUCGUAAAUCAAAAGUGUCAACGCCACAUUUUUGCCUCCACGUCACAUUGCGAACGAGGGCCAACAGGGAGACAGCCUACAGGCUGAAAAUCAUAGCGGACUCCGUGAACGCUAGGUACACACGCAUGCAACAACCUCCAUUCCUACAAGUCAUUCCUCUUCUGAAGGGAUUUGCGAGAACAUCCCAAACCAGCCUAGAAAAAUGCCUUCACAGAGCAAGCACUUGCUGUCGGGACUUCUGUUCCACUUUUGGCUUUUCCACUUUUGACUCUUUGUUCAAAAGCCUAAGUAACUGCUUCUCAGUUACCUACAACCAUGCCAGAAGUCGUGCAAGCAAUUUCAUCGUAAGCGUGGAAAGCCAUGAAAGAAUAAGAGUGACACUUAUCCGAUUUACAGCUGCAUUCAUACUUCUUGGUGCCAUCUACCUCAACAUAUCCGUAAAAAUUAGAUCCAACUGGACUUUAAAAAAAAUUAAGACAAUAGAGCCAAGUAAAGAGAGUGGAGAGAGCAAGCGGGUUACUGUGAACUAUCUACGUCAAUACCGUUUCAAGACUCUCGAGUAUAUGAAAAAGAAACUGGCGCGAAGACAAUAG